Messenger RNA from Macrobrachium nipponense, 1247 nucleotides. RefSeq lists its product as uncharacterized. The record is from RefSeq and is a predicted model, not a curated record. The transcript is spliced from 7 exons. Lineage: Eukaryota; Metazoa; Arthropoda; Malacostraca; Decapoda; Palaemonidae. The coding region runs from base 264 to 1049 and encodes 261 amino acids.
ACACAACGGCAGCCUAUGAACCAAGUCCAGUACUGGUGGCACCACCUUUGCUUUCGCUCCCCGUAACCGUCCACUCACUCACUGCGCUGCUCUCGUUUCUUUUUCCCCGUUAGUUGUUGCCCCUCCGCCCGUGUUUUCCACCAGUCCUCGCCCUCGAGGGAGCAGAAGUAGAAGAAAGAACAGCAGUCUCCUCAACUCGCAAGUCUCGUCAGUCGUCAGCCAGCAUUCGUCAGCGCUUUUCGAAGGAGGAAAAUCGUCAGGAGAUGUCGCGGUCGGCUGUCUUGAAGUCAGGGAUAGGCGCAUUGGCGUUGGUGGGCGUGGUGACCUUUGUGUUUUACCAGCGACCUCUUCAAAUAACAGUGCUCAGCCCUUCAACUGAAGUCAACAAGGGAUCCAGUGAUUCCAAACGAGAGAAUUCCCAUGUGAAACUUUGCCCAAUGCCUGCUUAUGUCAGCCCCGAAGCAUUCCUGGCUUACGAAAAACAAAAGCAAUACGAAUGUAAGAAACUGGAAUACUUUGGAGUUGGUGACGGUAGCAAAGGUGUAUGUAAGGACCCAGUCUUCAGUCUUAACAAAAAUAAUUGCAAAGUUCUCUCCUUCGGCAUCAGUCAGGACUGGACGUUUGAUGACGCCUUUGGAGUCUUUGGCUGCAAGGUGUACAGUUUCGACCCAACAAUUGGGAAAGAAGACCACCAACAUGCACCAAAUGUUCAGUUCUUCAACCUGGGCAUUAGCAACAAGGCGGAAACUGCAAGAAAGCUCGACACAUAUGAAAACAUUCUGAAGAGACUCGGCCUAUUGGACUCCGUGAUCGACUACCUCAAAAUGGAUGUUGAACUUGCCGAGCUGAGCUUCUUUGAUGAUAUUUUCAACAACACGCCACACCUAUUGACGAACAUCAAGCAGAUUGGCAUGGAAACGCAUUAUGGUGGGAAAGGCUUAAAAGAACGCUUCUGGGACUAUUACCAUCGCCUUGCUUGUUACGGCUUCAAGGUCAUGGACGCUCGGCAAUACAGUGGACGCACUGAGAUAGUCUGGGGACGUCCUUAGUCUGGAGCCCAACACGCAGUAGGAGGAGCAAAAUCGUUUUGAUCUGUACAAGAAGAAAGGCAAGCACUUUGAAGGCACUUGCGAUGUCAGGAGAGCUGACUGUACUAUAUAUACUAUAUAUAACAGUAGAAAGUCUAUUAAGUUCCAUGCACAAACUUUGUUUAAAUUUUAUAAUGAUAUAAGUAAAUACGUGUUGUU